AGAGAGGUAGGAAGGCUUAUUAGUUGAAGAGAACUCCACCUUCGAUAGUUCUCACAUUUAUUAUUAAUGGUUUUGCUGACGACAUUCGUGUACUUCAUAUGAACGACACACGAUAACUGUUCAUAUAUCUAACAUAUUGUAGUCGUAAUGUAUGAAAACCUGGGAAAACAUCAAGUUGAAAAUAACGUAAACAUUAUUAUCCACUGACAACACGUUUGCUUGGCGUGUUCGGUUUCACCGCACUGAGCAUGCGCAGCAAACUUUGACCCGUGACCUCCGCUGGUUGGUUGAGGUUAUAUUGACUGGUCAUUUUCCCAUGGUUUCCUUUUAAGUGAUACGAUACUUUUUCAGGAGAGGGGGGAACGAGAAACUUUGUUAUGUGUAUAUUGAUGAGAGGCAGAAAGAGGGAAGGAAAGCUUUUUUUUAUUUCCUGUUAUGUUUUGACAACAAAACUCUAACAUUUAGCGAUUAUCCCACACCUUCAACUUAAUCACACAUAUCGACACACAUACGCCCGCACAUUUCAUCCGCUUAUAUGUCUCGGCUGUGUUGUUAUUUUCAUCAACUUGACGAUUCGUCUUCAAAUGCAGGUUGUCGAGACAAUCAAAAGAAGGUGGCCAUGCGCAUCACCUUGCUAAAAUCGGUACAGACAAUUAUUUAUGUUGCUUGUUUUCUUUUCUUGAAUUUUGUAUAUUUCGAUUAUUUUAUGCCCAAAUGGCCAAAACAUCCACCGAAGCAGGACCUGUUGAGUGCUGACCAUAAGUUUAAAAAAUCAGCAUCGAACAACAUUGGGAAGAAGAUUUUAGUUGAUUACGAUGUACAGCCUAACAGCCAACAUGUUUUACGAGAAAAUGUUAUAAUCGUGGCCGGUCGCCUGUUAGAAAUUGAUAAUGCGGAAAAUAAAGGAGGGGACCAAGUACAAGUGAAAAACUUUUGGAGAUUUAAUCAACCUGUUGAUUCCGGAGACACGCGCUCUCUUUUAGAUCUUCAGACUAAAAGAAAACGUCGAAAUGCCAAUGUAAUUUACAUUGAAUCCCCACUUGUUGCAAUUUUGUCUGGGAAGUAUUCUAACCAAGGAACUAAUUUAGAACCUGUUCAGCAACGGAAAGUUGGAACCCCAAAAUCCGACAGCAGUGGCGAGAAAUCUAAAGUCGAUAAUCAAAGUGUAUUCAAAGAGAAAUUAUACCCCAGUAAUCUCAAAACAGUUUUGAAAGUGCCAGACCCGGAACAAUCCAAUAGUAAAAGCAGUUCGCUGUUGAAAAGACUACAGUCAUCAUCAUCUUCAAGUUUAACUACAUCGCAAUCUAAGCUUUCGGCACUUCGGUUUAAUCUAAACAGUAGACCUACAACAUUAAACGAUAUUUUUAUUAGUGUUAAAACAACGGAAAAAUUCCACGAAAGUCGACUGAAGAUUGUCUUAGACACCUGGUUUCAAUACGCUAAGGAACAGGUAAAUAUAAAUUUAACUUUAUUAUUACACGGUUCUUUACCUUAAGGUUUUCUUAGAGGUGUGCUGAGGACAGACUUAAUCCCGCUUAAAGUUCAGAAAAUUUUAAUAUUUUUGAUUGAUUUAUGACCAUUAUAAUAUUUCGAAUUAUUAACGUAUUAAAGAAAAUGUUCCCCUCCCCCAUUCAUUUAGGUACCCGAUAAUGCCAUUUGGAACUCAUUUUUAGAAAGUAUUUUUAUAGUGAAAUAUAAAGAAUAUCAAACAUCUUAAGCUUAUGAAAAACAAGUUUUACAAUCAGUUACAUGAAACCUCUACUCGAAUACAAGUUUUUGUGAAACUUAAAAUUUCUGUCAGCAAAAAAACUAAUGACAUUUAAAAAUUUUAAGCUCGUUGCUAAUUACCGGUAAUUUUUUUGUAACACACCUACUUGGCAAAUUAUAUAUGUAAAGUUUAUUUAUAAUUGAUAAGUUUAAAAGAAAAAAAAAAAGGAAAAAUCAUGUAAAUAAAUGGUCGUCAUGUAUGUAUGCAUGAAUGUAUAUAUAGAUAGUUAUGUGUCCGCUACAUAUGUAUAAUUGUGCAUGAAUUUAUGUACUUGCUUAAAUGCCUGUUGCACAUACUGAUAUUUUCUUAAAAAGUGAAUUGUGUUCGCCGUAUAUGUUGACACAUAUCUUCGCCUGUUUGUUUGUACUCACACACAAUCUACCUAUCUAUCUAACUAUCUAUCUAUCUGUGUUAUACACAUACACACACAAACAAACAUGUUUGUGUGUGUAUGUAAUUGUCUCUUUACAUGUGCAUACAUGUUUAUUUGCGAUCACACAUCAGUUUAGUAUUUAUUUUGUGAUUUUCUCCAGUCAAACUCAACCAAACAUUUAAGUUACACUAAUCGAAUUUGUGUGCAAAGUCGUAUAGGAACAGUGCUUGUGGAUAUUCGGGUUCUUUUGGGAGUAGCUAACGAGCGAAUCAUAUGUCAAAUAAACUGCGAAUUUUCGUCGCGGAAAUUUUAUGUGUACCCAUUUGUAAAAACAGUGGGAAAAUGAUUUUAGUCGUCGAAUUUUAUGCCCCGUUCAUACUUUACCUACAGACAUUAGUGGUAUACAUACAGUGAUGUGGGGGUAAUCGAAUCUCGUUUGAAAACUUGAUUUCCGGGACGUGUGAUUUGAACUUAAUUUGUGUUGUCCUGAGCUGUUUUGUUUAAGGUGACUAUCUCGCAUAGCUUUCAACCUACUUAUCUACCCCCCGCUGAUCUUAGCCGUUUAAACUUAUAUCUCCCUUUAAGAAUUGCUGUUCAUAUUUGUUUUCCGGUUUGAUCAGUACGCUAAUUCUUUUUUCAAAAACCCCAUAAACUGAAUAUAAGAUCAACCAGGAAAACUUAAGGCAUGGCCCUUGCCUAUCUUCGGCCUGUUUUCUCUAAAUAAAGGUUAAUCCUAUUUUCUUUAUUGCCUUAUGUCAGAAUUUUAAAAUUUCAUUUACAAACAUACAAAUCAAGAGGGUAGGAGUAAAUUAAAGCAUUUUUCUCUGUACACGAUCCUUUUUCAGUUUUGGUUCAGUGUAGGCAAGCUGUUUUGUGUUUUGUCAGUCCUGAUCCCACUAGAUCCGGCUAUGACUGCCCUAUUUCAUUUCCAGACACUGUAUCUAUGUCUAUAUUGCUCAAUGUGUUAGAUUGUGGUUUGACUGAGUGUUGGCUGUUAUUUCUAAGACACACAUAUACAUAAUUAUUCAAAUAUAACUAUCGAUAUAGGUUUAUGUGAUGGAUUAACUGCUUAAUGCUCUAAGCAGAGCUAAAAUAAGUUUAAUACACAUGCAAGAAGCAUUAGGAAGUACGAAUAUAAAAAAUAAGCAUCCAUAUAAUAUAUAUAUAUAAAGAUAAAUAGGGCCGGUCUAUUGGAUUAUCCGGGUUUCACGUCCAGAAAGCGCUUAGAUUUACAGCGUAUCAGCACACCCGUGUGUGUGUGUGCGCGUGUGUUUGCGUCCCUGUAUGGCACGUUCCUCUUUUCUGUGUAGAGAAUUAGACAGGUUUAGAUGUCUUAUCACAUUCUUAUCGGUUUUAGUUAAGGUAUGGUUCUGGGAUAUCUGAACAAUAAGAUUUACAAAUAGGUACUUGUGUUCCCGCAUGUACACAAGCUACAUACACUGAUACUAAAAUAUCUCGGUCAUGUGUAUGGCCAUUUUCAUGACGAAUUUUACAGAAUGUUGUAUAAGAAUAUCUUCGUAAAUUUGUCUUCAUAUAUUAGGGCAUAUAUCGUCAUCCAAUCAAAAUAUUCCUUUAUUCUGCUCCCGCUCCUUUUUUUAUUUAUUUAUUUUUUUUAUUUGAAAGCAGUGGGCUCGGUUUUGGGGGUAGAGUUUUCACAUAAACACAAGUUCCGUGUUGACAUCUACAUAGUUGAUUUUCUCCUAAUUCGGACGCAGAUCAUAAAAGGAUGUAACUAAAUACCGCGAUUUUGCCAUCCAUUAACCACUGUUUCUUAAUAAUAAUAAUGGUUUCAAAUUUUGGCACAAGGCCAACAAUUUCAGGGGGAGGGGAUAAGUCGAUUACAUUGACUCCAAUAAUCAACUGGCACUUAUUUUAUCGAUUCCAAAAGGAUGACAGGCAAAGUGAACCUCGGCGGAAUUUCAACUCGGAACGCAAAAACGAACGAAAUGCCGCUAAGCAUUUAGCUCGGUGUGCUAGCGAUUCUGCCUUUUCGCUACCUGAAUAAUGAUAAUAAUGGUUUCAAAUUUUGGCACAAGGCCAAUAAUUUCGGGGGAGAGGGUAAAUCAAUUACAUUCGAUUUAGUGCUCAACUGGUACUUAUUUUAUCAUGCCUGAAAGGUUGAAAGGCAACGUCGACCUCGGCGGAAUUUGAACACAGACCGUAAGGACGGACGAAAUAUCGCUUAGCAGUUUGCCCGGCGUGCUAAUAAUUCUACCUGCUCGCCGCCUUAAGGCCAGCAAUUUUUUGGGGAAAGGGGUUAGUAGAUUACAUUAACUCCCCACCCUCUCCAAAAAAGCGGUGGGUUGGCAGAACCUUUGCUCAAGGACGGCGAUUUUGAGGAGAGGGCUCAAUUCAUGCCAUCGACUACUAUUAGUACUAGUCGAUCAGCGUGUAAAGAUAUGAAACAAAUACCACAACGCAUUUUGUCCGACGCUCUAUCGAUUUUACUAGCUUGCCGUCUUUGGUUUGUGAUGUAGGUAAUACAACGCUCGGCAGUUUUGAAGGGACGCGAUUAGUCGAUUACAUUGACCCCAGUACUUGACUGGGACUUUAUUUUAUCGACUUAGAAAAGCUGAAAGGCCAAGUUGACCUAAGUGGUAUUUGACCCCAGAGCCAGAAAAAAAAUUCCAAUGCAUUUUUACAGACGCUCUAACGAUUCUGCCUUCUCGCCGCCAUUUAAAAUAAUAUUUACAAUCCUUUCCACUAUAGGCACAAGACCUGAAAUUUUGGGAGGAUAAUUGAUUUAGUAUUCAAUUGAUAUUCGUUUUAUCGAUUCUGAAAAGAUGAAAGGCAAAGUGGAUCUUGGUGGAAUUUGAAUUCAGAACGUAAAGACGGACGAAAUGCCACUGAGCGUUUUGCUGGCGCGGUAAAGAUUCUGCUAGCUCGCCGUCUUAACGGUUUCAAAUAUUGAUUUCAAAUUUGGAAGAGGGGGUAAGUCGAUUUCAUCGAUGCCAGUCAUCAAAUGGUACUUAUUUUAUCGACUCCGAAAGAUGAAAGGCCAAGUCGACAUUGAUAAAAUUUGAACUCAGAACAUAAAGAUGAAUCAAAUGCCGCUAAGCAUUUUUUGCUCGGCGUUCUAACGAUUCUGCCAGCUCGCCGCCUUAACGAUUUCGAAAUAUUAAUAAUGGAAAUUAUAUAUUUUUAAUUGUUUUGUUUCGAUGAUAUGUAAGGAAAAAAUUUUUUCUGUGAAAUUUAUUUAAUUAUUGGAAGCAAAAUUAUAGACACAUAAAUGAGAAAGUUCUGUUGAAAUAAUCUUAGGUAAAUUACAUAAUUUCCUUCAUAGCUUCAAGAAACGACGAACAUCUUAAAACUGAGGAAGAAAAAUUGUGUAAUUACAGCAAAGAAAAAAAAUUUUGAAUAAAUGAUUAUUUUUCCAGAAUCGUGAUAUCCGUAUUUAGAAACGUGAGAACAAGCACUCAAAAAAUUUCCACAAGAAGUUUAAAAAAAAAACAAAAAAAAACAACGAAACAUGGUGCUCGUGGAUGAAGGAAGUGGAUAAAACAUUUGAAAAGCACCCCACCCCCCGUCAUGUCACAAUCGUAAUCUCCAUUGUUGAAAAUAAAAGUAAUCCGAAAGAUUUUAAAAAUCUAUCUAUCUAUCUAUAAGCAUAGGCAUACUCAAGCUUUGGUGCACAUUAAAUAUAUUUUUGUGCCAUAAAAUCAUUGUAAGGUUUUUUAAAAAUUACCGAAUUUAUAAUUAGGUACAAUUAACACUACAGGCAUUUUGUUGGAUUUCUGAUUGAACACUUUAUUAGGGAGUCCAACCAUGAUCAUUCCGUCUUUUUAUAACUGAGGGUACAUUUAUCCAGUGUGGGGGAUCUGGUUAUUAUUUCUACUAGAUCACGUAGGGGCUUCUUUAUUGGCUUCUGUGGUAGAACGCUUUAUUCUGCAUUUCCCGAGUGAAGCUCAUUAAGGCUGAUUUCAAUGAAUAAUCCUUUUAUACUAUAGGCACAAGGCCUGAAAUUUUGGGGCAGGCGGCUCGUUGAUUAGAUCGACUUCAGUGCUCAGCCGAUACUUAUUUUAUCGAUCCUAAAACAAUGGUCGACCUCAGCGGCAUUUGAACUCGGAACGUAAGCCAGAAGAAAUGCCGCCAAGCAUUUUGUCCGGUGUGCUAACGAUUUCUGCCAGCUCGCCGAAGCACGUACUGUUUCGAUGUAGGUCUCCACUUACAACUCCGAUGCAUAAUUAGAAGUAUUUGAUACCAGUUGAUGGAUGUUAACAAAAAGAUUUUCUAUUCGUUUGUGUAUCAAUAUUUGAAUAUAUUUGUACAGUCAAUUAGUAUAAGCCAUCCACAAUAUCUGUGGAAAGAAAAGUAUGUGGCUGAGUACCUAUACAUGUGUGAACAUAUUUCUGUUGCAUUUUGCAUAAUCUGUAGCUCGUUCGGCAUAUGAUAGUGCAGGGCGUUGUAUUUAAUAUCCAUAUCAUUUGCCCUCUAGAGAAAAGGGCAGUGCCUAUGAAUAUUUCCAGGAUUUCAGUGAUUGGUGAGAAAGAAGUCUUGGUUCAAAUAUUUGCAAUAGAGUGGAUUCCAUUAUAGUCACUCAAGGGAUAGAUGGUAAUGUUAAUUAAACUCGCUAUAGUCCUCGAACACGAACAGUGCUUUAAACAAGCUACGAUUUCAUUCACAAGCUUUUGGGCCGAUUCAAGGCUAUGGUAGACAGACACCUACCAAAGUUAUUGCGCAGAGGGAUCGAAUUCUAAACCACAUAGUUGCGUAGCUAACUUCUUUGCAGCACAUCUAUUCAUGUGCUUAUUUGUUAAUAAACCAAGAUUUCGAAAGACUAAACGAUAAAAGAAGACUAAAUUCUUUUCUAUUCACUUUGUAAUCAUUGACAAAACAUUAGGAACAACAAAAAAGCAUAUUGUUAGACGUUAGGAAAAUUAACUUGCCGGAUUUCUUAGGCUAGCUUUGAUUUUUCCCCGCCACAGUUGAUAAAAAAGAAGUAUUUAUCUGCUUUGAUAUCAUGUCUGCUAGCACUGCAAAUCGUCUAACAGCUCCUUUUAAAUUUGUGCUUAUGAUUGUAACAAUUAUCAUUUUAAAAGCAGCUGCAUUUAGUUACAUCACUUUGUUCUGACUUCAAAUUUCACCAAGGUCAACUUUGCCUGUCGUCUUUUUCGGGUUGAUGAAAGGAAGUACCAGUACUAGAAUUCUUGGUAUCAAUUAAACCCCUUCCCUACUUAUUUUUAGCCUUGUACCUGUCAUCCCGGAGGGAUGUCAACUACAAGUACUGUGGUCAAAGGUAUCAACUAAGUUCACAUCUCAAAUUUGCUGGUCCUUUGUCUAAAUUGGAAACAACUAUCAUCUUUUUUUAAAGAGAGGCUGCUGAAAGAAUCAGUGAAACAGCGUUCUAUCUAGGUGUAUUUAGUUACGUCUUUUUCUUUAAUAUGCUCUGUGUUCAAAUCCCACCCCGCUGUCGACUUAGUAUUUUCCUUUACCGAGGUGAUUAAACGAUAGAAAUCAGUUAAAUCGACUAUUUACUUCAUUGAAAUGCACUGACAAAUUUUUGCUAAUGUCAAAAAUUAUUAUUAGAGCGACUACCAUAAAGCUUACUUAUAUUCAGUAUACACUCCUUUUUAAUUUUAAAAUCCUGACGAAGUCGAACUUGUUUUUCUUUACCCUGAAAUCGAUAAAAUAAAAUGCUUGGAAAGAACUUGGGUCGGUUUAAUAUUUGUAUAAAGUUUUACAUGGGAUUAUUAUAUAACAAUGAAAGUAAUCAAGCAACGCCAGCAAACCUGAUAUCAAUAGA
Messenger RNA from Octopus bimaculoides (California two-spot octopus), 7884 nucleotides. RefSeq lists its product as uncharacterized. The record is from RefSeq and is a predicted model, not a curated record. Lineage: Eukaryota; Metazoa; Mollusca; Cephalopoda; Octopoda; Octopodidae.